This is a messenger RNA of Trypanosoma conorhini, 7563 nucleotides long. RefSeq lists its product as uncharacterized. The record is from RefSeq and is a predicted model, not a curated record. The transcript has a single exon. Gene Ontology annotation, biological process: detection of mechanical stimulus; regulation of membrane potential; cellular response to mechanical stimulus. Gene Ontology annotation, cellular component: membrane. Bases 1 to 7563 code for a protein of 2520 amino acids. NCBI's taxonomy places the organism in Eukaryota, Euglenozoa, Kinetoplastea, Trypanosomatida, Trypanosomatidae. Gene Ontology annotation, molecular function: mechanosensitive monoatomic ion channel activity; monoatomic cation channel activity.
AUGAUUCAUCCCUAUGCCCUUCUUCUUAGCGGGCUGCUCACCUCUUCAGCGGCGUUGGGCGGCCACCUCCCUGCCGCCGUGCUGCUCAUGUAUAUGAUGCUGUUGCGCAACGCAAAAGGUGCGACCUCGUCGGUGGUUCUUCUGCUAGCUUUUCUCUUUGCACUAUUGCAGCUGCUCUCCACGCUCAUCGUGAAUCUAGUCACUGCCUUCUCCCCCGGGACGUGGAAAGUGCUCUUUGGCGAUCACCGUGUCUUGGUCGAGUCUUUUGGCGUCUACGAGGCAGGGCCGGGCGCCAAGGCAUGGAUUGUUGCAGGAGCCUGCAUCCCCUCCGGGCUCACUGCUGCGUACAUUAUUCUCUUCCGACGAAAACUGUCACGCCGCGUCUGCUUGGGGCAUACGCGCCCGCUGCUAACAACGAUGGCUUGGGCCUUCAUGAGCGUUGUGACAGCAUUGAUCGCCCCGACCGUCUUGGCUGGGGCGCUCUUGUUGAUUGGCAUGGCUUCCUUCUCGUGUGUGUCGCUGGGGGCAAGCACACUUGUAUUCGGAGCGGUGCCUUCUCGGCAUGGUCGCUUUUCGCUCCUCGUUCUGCAUGUCUGCUCCGUGUGUGGGACCUUUGCGAGUUGCAUCAUUUUGGUGGCCUCAUGUGUUGCACAGAAUAGCGCCGUUGCCUACGUCCUGGGCGAGGUCGACCCCAUGUACGGUUUGACGAAGUUGUAUCAUCAGCCCGUGGACAUCGCCGUCCGUCGCUUUGUACAGCUCUGUCUCAUGAUGAUUACACUUUUUCUCGCCCAAAUGGCGGUGGAGUGUCAUGGAAGGGAGGUGCAGCAACAAAAUGUGCGUGAGCCGCUUCUGCGUGAGGAGGCCUCGAGAAACGUGCCUCGCGUGAGUGAAGGAGUUCGGAGUGCGACACCCGUGGCGGUAGUUUUUAACCGUGUCGACAAUGCCGAUGCUGGGGCUGCUCCUUCUCCUCGGCAGCAACGUUGCUCGCUUGCAGUGGAUACACCGCACGGGCGUUCCCAAACAGGGCGUUCAUCUCUCUGCAGCAAUGCUGUUGUCGGCGUGAGCCUCAUCGAACGGGUUGUGCUCGUUUUUGGUCAUGCUGGCACGUGGAUGCUGCGGAAGCUGCUUGCCAGUUCCCGCCUCGUGCCGCUGGCGCUCAUGGCUGCCAACAUGAUUACCUUCCCCACCGUAGUCUCAUUGGGUUUGUUGCCGACGAUGAUGCUGGGACAGAUUUUGCACGCUCAGUCCUUUGCGGCGCUUUUGCGGCCAACGCUGCUGCUCGCUUUUUUCCUCGUCAAUGCCCAGUACGUUGUUUUUGCCACUGAUACGGCCCAGCCAGACAUCGUACGGCGCCUCUUCUUGAGCGACAAGGGGCGGUGGCUUGGUUUGGCGCAGCUGAUCGCCAACGAGACUGUCUUUCUUGCGAUGCUUGCGGCCUAUGUAGUUAUUCGCCACCACGCCCGCCUUGUCCAGCUGGAGGAAAAUGAAUUGGGGGACGACAACGACGACGACGCCGCCGUGCCGCCAGCGCCGCGGCCACGGUCAUUAUCUCCGGGGCUGCCUUCACGUACGCCUCGGGAGUCUGCGACGACGUCGAGAGGGAGUGAAAAUAGUAAUCACUGCGUCAACGAAGAGGCUCCUUUGGACUUUCUGGGGGUACGGCGAGUCGCGGAACUCAAGUUGGGGGCUCAGCGUGUGGCGGAGCUGCUUACGUAUCUUCCUUCUGACCCACUUGAAGGCUCCGAGGCAUUUGCGAAGCUCUUUGCUUCUCUGGUUGGGCGGCGACCCACCGCUGAGGAGGAUAGAUGCCUUUGCAAGGAUGGGAUUGGCGACGCCCUCUUGCUUGAGAAGCUGCAUGAUUCACAGCGUCCUCUGCUAUCUUAUUAUGUUCUUUGGACAGGUGUGUUGUUGAUGCGUCACGCCGUUCUCAUUGCGCUGUGCCUUCUCUUCCUCGUGGGUUCCUUUGCGUACCACAUGGACCUUCUACACGCGGUUGUGUUACUGCUGUUUAUCCUCUACUUCCUCCUUCCAGAGACUACUGACAAUGCGUGGAUGCUUGUGGUGGUAUAUCUGAUGUGCUUGACGUCGUUUGAGCUCAUAUUUACCUUUGUGAGUGGGUUCGUUACACUUCCCACAUACGUUGCGGGCACUCCGUUGCAGUACGCCACAAUUGGGUUGGUUCCACUGCGUUCUCGCUACGAGGCUGUUCCGUAUGUACUGGCUGUUUUUGUUCUGACGUUUUUGUUCUUGCGGCUCCGUGUGUGCCGCUCAUGGGGGACCGCUGUGUCACUGCACGAGUGGGACCGCUUCUGCCGCUCCAACGUCGCCCGGAAAUGGUCCAGGCGGGCCACGAUGACGGUGGCCACGACGGUGUUCGUGGCAUUAGGCGUGUUUCUGCAUUACUCUCUUAUCGUGGAGGGGUUUCUUGCGCUCUUUCUCCUUCUCACCAUAUCCGCAGCCGCGCUUGCCCUAUCAAACACGCUGUUUAGGGCGUUGUGGUGUGUGGCGUGCGUCUACGGCGGCGUUGUGGUGGCGGUCACCUCCGUCUGCCAGUUUACACAGUUGGCGGGGGUGCUGCGGGAGUAUGUCUUCCAGCGCCUCUGCCCUGGCGACGACGGCAGCAGCAACGCCAACGCUGUUAGGCACUGUGAGCAGGAGAUUGGGUUGUACCCGGCGCGUGAGGACAUGCCGCUCACCUUUUUCCUCGCCCCGUGGUUCCUUGCCUUUGCCACGGCGAUGACGCACUUCGCCCUGGACCGCGAGAGCGAGGCACCGCCCACACGACCCGAGCACGAUGAGGAAGCGGGCAGGGGCGUGGACGCGACGCAGCAGCAGGAAGAGCAACCCGAAGACCAAACUGACGGUGGGCAGAGGUUUGUGCAUCCGGACGGCGCAUCUUUGCCUUCGUUGGUUAGUGACGAUCAGCGCUUUAUUCGGCACUCCCUGCGGCUGCUCGCGGCGAUGGACACCGUUGGCGAGUGGGUCGCCGCCUUUGGCGCAGAUUACGGUGGAGUGCUGGGGUGGGUGUCGCUUUUCCUGCUCGCCACGUCUCGGUUCACGGUGAUAGACUCCGUCUACGUGGUGUUCUUUCUCCUUGACUUCACCCACAUCUCCGUGUUGGUUUAUUGCGUGCUGCACAUCCUUGCACUCUACACCUACAAGUUUUCCUUUGUCGCUGAGAUUACCUACAGCUUUCGUGGUGUGCCGCUCGCUGCAUUUAUUGGUUUGGAGAAGGGUGGUGGGGACUCGCCCCUUGAGCUUGUGCUUGGCCCGGUGUUAGUUUUUUUCGUCAUGCUGCUGUGCAUUCAUACACGUGGGGCCAACAAGGACAUCCGACGUCGUCAGCGCACGGAGGGUCCGGAAAGCAGCAGCUGGAAGAGUGUCCUAUGCACGCAACUAUUUUUCUACGCCGGCUACGAGGGACUGGUGUUGACGCUGCUUAUUCUCCUUGCCUCUUCCAGCGAUUCUUGCAGUGGGGCCGUGGUGGGAUUGUUACUGCUGCCGCUAUUACUAUUGACGGGGCGGCAGCGACUAUAUCGGGCGUCUCCCUCCUUUUUCCUUCUGAUGCUGCUGCUUUCCCUCAUCCUCGUCUGGCAAUACGCACUUCUGCUAAAUGCCGCGCACAACGUGUUUCCCACGAUUGUGAAUUUUGCUGAAACAAACGACGCGAGUGACACCUGGCGGCGCUGGGUCUUUGCCUCACACUACCACACCCUCGUGGGGUGUUUUAUAGGCAUUAUGCUCCUCCACACAAAUCGCCAGCAGUCUGCAGACACGGCCGUGUCCUUCUCUGUGCUUCGCUCCCAGUUUAAUGGGCACACCACCUUGGUUGGGUUUGUGCGUGCGGCGUCUGUGAGGUCGCUGCAACGUCUACCACGUGACUCCUUUGACCGCGUCGUCCCUUGCUUUCUGGAGACUUCACCGCCAAGCCGUCUUGGAAGUGUGACGACACUUGUUGUCUAUGCCGUGUCGUAUCUGUGCCCCGUGGCCGUCUUUUCCUUUGCCGCGGGUGUGGCGUCACCGCCCUCCGUCGUGAAUCUCAUAUUGCUCAUUGCUGGGCUGUUGCAGCUGGGACAGAUGGAAAUGCUGCGUUGGUGCUUCUUCUCCCUCUGGCCGUUCAUUGCGGCGGCGUACUGGCUUCUCAUUUGCCUCCCCGUCGUCUGCAACGCACCGUACGUGCGGCAGUUUCUGGCGGAGCAUCGCAGUUUCAGUGAAGUUGUGGGCGUCAUGCAGGCAGGUGAGCCCUUCCUGCUGGGCCCGCUACAUGUCUUGCUUCUUUUCGUGGUGACGGUGCAAACACGUGUUUACAACGAAUUCCGCUAUACAAAGGUUCUGCGGCACCUCUACGACCGCACCUCUACGCGGCAUUCGCGGCACGAGGAGCUGUGGGCGUGGCUGCGGGCAAAGUACGGGGCGGAGCAACAGUUGGCGGACGCCAAAAGCCGAGCCCUUCGUGCGAAGCUGAAAGAGAUACGGAGCACCCUGUGCAGGGUCAACGGGGCGUGGGAGCCGGAGAAUAUUCCCCUCGAGAAGUGUACGGCCGAAGGGGUAACCGGCGAAACUGAAUUGCAGAAUGACGAGAUGACCAUGAUGGCGUUGCGUCCGCGUGCAGCAAACGAUGAUGCGGAGGAUAGCGACGCCGCCGUGCCGCGGCUGCAAAAGGACGAAGGAGCAUGCUCGUCGAAGGAGAUGGAGAAGAAGGAGGAGAAGGCAUUGACUGACGAAGACAUCAAGGACGCACAUUCAAUGCCCGACGGUGGUGGCGCACGCAAGCGGAGUCUAAGGACGCGUCUUCAACGCACCAUCUAUGCGAGCGCCACAAGAUUCGCCAAUUGGCUUGCACUGCGUACAUAUGACCCGCGCCGUCACACAGCCGCACGUUACCGGGGGCUCCACACCCGCCUGUUUUGGGUUGCUCUUCGAGCCUUGGAGCGGCAUACCGUGAUGGUAGUACUUCUUGUGACUAUGAUUAACUUUAUGCUUUCACGAUGUUUGUGGGAGUUGCUGCCUUUUUGCUUUAUACUUUUGGUGGCGAUCACCUACCACCCCUUUCCGCCACGCUCUAUUUUUGUAUGCCUCUUUUACUACGUGGCAUUUGGGAUACUCCUGAAGGAGCUGGUCGAGGUUGUGCUUGCGCACGUUUCCUACUCACCGUCGCUUCUCGAAUUUCUGAGGUGGACGAUUCUGCACGUGUCGGAGGGCGCCUAUUGGAAGCAACGGAUUGGGUACUCGUAUGUUAUGAUGGACUUUGUUGUUUUUGCGACGCUGCUGCUGCAUCAAAACACCUGUCUGGCGAACGGCGUCUACAGCCAAGAGGGCAUUUUGCGGUCGAGGGAGUGUGAGAACCCUCCAGAAGCCGCGCAAGGCGUCAGUGGGGGCAAUGAUCCUCCUGCCGCCACUGGGGCUGCUGCUUCUUUGGAUUUCUCGCCAGUUUCUUUUGCGGAUGCCGCGUCCGCGACGGAGCAACUGGCGGGGAAGCAGCAGCAGCAGCAGCAGCAGAAGGGGCGGCAGGUGGCCUCCCCACCGGAGGCUUCCGCCGGUGUCGGCCGCACACAGGGGGCGAUGGGAGUGCGCCAGAAAGUGUCUCUGCUCGUGUUUGGUUUCGUGCAAAAUGCCGUCACCACCCCUGGUGUUGGCAGAGACUGGUACAUCUACUCCUUAACCGUGGAUGCCGCCGCCUUGGUGGUGUUUGUGCUUGGCUACAACAAGUUAUCCGGCGGGGCGGAGGACACGCUCCAGGAGAGCCUCAGGCGGAACCUUCUCCCCGGACCCAUGGUGAUUGUGGUCCUCGUCUCCAUUCUGUACAUGAUUGCCGAUCGCAUGCUGUACGUUACACAGUGCAUGAAAGGGAAACUGCUCUUGAACACCAUGAGUGGCGUGGCCUACUGUCUCUGCUACCUAUUGUGGGGAAACCUCGUAGCGGUGCAGUCCCGCAUCGUGGGGAACUUGUACUUUACGCUGAAGAUCAUUGCCCUGACAAUUGCGGUGCUUCAGCUACGUGUUGGCUACCCGCGGCAUCGUCGACAUGACCCGUUUACAUGCACGGCCGGCCGCUCCUGGAUUAUGGGGUGCUUGUAUGCAUUGUACCGUGGAGUGCCGUUCCUUUGGGAAGUUCGAGUCGUGACGGACUGGACGGUGGAGAAGACGGCGUUAAGCCUUGACAGUUACCUCAAGAUUGAGGACCUCUACGACAUUGUCUUUGAGCGACAGUGCAGAAUACACGAGGCGCGUGAGCAGCAGCCUGUGCUGGGUACGCCCAUUUGCCGUUCCGCAAAGCUCAGUAUAGGCCUUCCGCGUCUCGCCUUGAUCCUACUAGCGCUGAUGGCCCCACUUGUGUACUACUCCACCUUUAACCCUGCAAUGGAGUCCAAUGCGGUGACGCAGCUGCGCGUGGGCCUCUCCUUCACGUCCUUGCAGCCUUUUUACGCGUCGACGACGUUUACCGCAGAGGCGAUUCCCAAGGAAUGGGCUCUGUGGUUGGCCCGCACACGUCCCUCGCUGGGGCAGGGGGGGAUCAUGAACACGAAAAAGACGUUGCAGCUAGUUACGCUAAGUUCCUGCAGCAAUGAUCUGUGGCCAAUCAGCCCGCAGGCAUUCCGGCGACUCAAUGAGCAGCUUGCCGCGGCGGUGAGUAACAAAACGACCGUGCAAAUGUAUCAUUCACUCGAGCUCACACGCAGUGGGACGGCGAAUCCCGUCUCCUACACACAAAGUUGGACCGUCUCCUCGACGACAGCUCAGGCGAUUCACUACAUGUUGAAUCAUCCCAUUGCACAUGGCACGAAUUCCGUUUUGCUGCAUAACUUUUACACUCCUUUUCUUUUUGUCCACCCCGACGGCUUUGCCGCGUUUGGCGAUGGAACUGGGAGAAAUUUCAUGGACUGUAGUAUUGUGCUCCGGCAGGAGGUGGAGCCGGCGCUAAACUACACAGUCCGUUACUGGUGUGUGAAGUGUCAAUCCCUCUUUACGGGCGGAAACGUCCCGAGUGCCAACCUCACACGCUUUCCAGAGUGGGACUGCCUCUCCACCGGAGAGGGAUGCAGCAGCUUUGACUUUGAGUUGCGGAACGGGGAUGACGGCUACAACCCGGUGUCUAUGUACUUUGUGAUUCUCUCCGACCCCUCUGUCGGCGGCGUGUCUUUUCUGCAGGGCAUCGGCAUCGUCGCUCUCUACACGACGUUUGUGCUCGCCCUGGGCCGGAUCUUCCGCGGAAUGUUUGCUGACAAGGCAAAGCACGCGGUGCUGACCGCCAUGGCGGACCCCACCCCAGUCGCCCAGCUGAUUGCGUACAUCGAGCUGGCGCGGGAGUGCGGCGACCUGCGGCUGGAGCAGUCGGUGUACUUCGAGCUGGUCGACCUGCUGCGAUCGCCCGAGCGGCUGCUGCAUCUGACGGGGUUCAACCGACGGCUGUACGACGCGGAGACGGAAGUUUCGCAGUCCCCGCGUCCCUCUGCGAGCGGCGCCCCCGCGGAGGAAACCGCCUCGCGCCACGAUGACACGCCACGGGCACCGGCGACGGGUGCCUCCACCGCCGGCGACGGCGCGCACGAGAAGCGGGAGUAA